GGCUCCAGAUGGUUCUGCCAAGAGCCUGGGGCACCUCCGGGGUGGGGCUGCCCCUCCCUCCCCUGUCCUGGUUCCCCAGCCCUGGUAGGGGGCCUCACCCGGGGAGGCCUUGAGCUUGUAGCCCUGCCCCGCAGCCCCCUGAAGGGGUAUAGGGGGGCAUUGGCUGGGGUGGGGGUCCAGUUAGAUGAAGGAGACAGAUGUGGGCCAGAUGUUGGCAGCUGGGGUUGGUUUAGAGGCAAUGGGGGAAAAGUCUGCAUGGGCUGUGGGGGAGGGGCAGAGCUGGAGUGAGGGAUGUGGACCCCCCACGGGUACACACACACACACACACACACACACACACACACACACCCUGGGCUGAGUCCUUGGGAAGACAAUUCCCCCUUUCAAGAUGCUGCCCGGGCAGGUUCUCCCAGGCUCUUCCGAAGGGGAGGGGAAACCACCUGAAUGUCUUCCCCCAACUUCCAAACAGGAAGAUGGGGAUGGGGUCAAACCCCUGCGAGCCCUUGUUGCCCUCUUUUGUUCCUUUCCUCCCAAUCUGCCCACCCUCAGGGACACCUGCAGGGGCCAGCCUUGCUACUUCUGCAUCUCCGGUGCCCCCUGUUGUGUUGGGGUCUGUGCGGGACCCCAAAUCACAGUUUCUGUCCUUCCCUGCCCAGGUGGCCUCAGGUGGCGAUCCCGUCUGUGAUUUCCUACCUGUCCCAGCGUCUUCUAGCGUCCCUAAUGCUCUGGAAUCCUCUGUCCACUCCCUCGAUGACCCAUCACUCCUGUUUUGUACACUCAAGAGGUAUGGGAGGGACUCCAUCCUGCUAAGGAUGGAGGGCGCGUGGGUCCAGAAGGACAUGGUCUAUCUGGGAGGAUGCCGGCCCAGGCCACCCCUUUCCCCUCCCAACCAGACAUCCGGGCUAGAUAAGGUGACCUUAGUUGUUGAGGGGAGGGGCAGAGGUCAAGGGGACAGGGCACAGGCAAAAGGUCAAAGAUGCCGUGAAGGGAGUUCGGGUGGGGGCGGGGUGUGCAGCAGGGAACCCCGUGAUGCCCGAGCCAAAGUGCAGCCAGCUCACUCGCGGAACCCCCUGAGCACCCCUGCCAUGCCCAGCUCGAGUGAGAGCUGCUCCCCCCAGCCAGCCGGGUCAGGGGCCAUCCCUCCCUCCCCGGGCCCUUCCCCAACCAGGUGGGAUCUCCAUUCCUUACACGAGGGUGGCUGCAAGGGUCCUCAGAAAAUAAGCACAGAGGAAGGGCUCCUUUGUCGAACCCAGUGUCCUGCCUGCUCUGGCAUCCCCUGUCCCUUGGGGUCUUACGUCCUGGCCUCCCCACCCCAAUUGGCAGCCUUCCUUUCCCUCUUGGUGCCCAAGCAGGAUGUUCCAGGCCCCAUCCCCAAGCAGUGACCUGCUCGUCCCGUUGGGAGGCCCGAGACCCUGGGGGAGGGGUCAGAAUGUGAGCCCUUUGGCUUCAGGCUAAGGAGAGCUGGCCUCAGCUGCUGGGAUGGGGCUCCGAACUCCUCAGACCCUAGACCUCACCAGCAGUUGCCAUAGUAACCCCUAGGCCCUCUUGGGAAAUGGAUGUGCGCAGAAGCGAGGGGCCUCCCCGGAGGAUCACAGGCAAAAAAGCCACAUUCCCCAUCCUUAGCCUCCACCCCGUGUUUAAUCUCCUCAUGGGAAAUGUCAGCCUCCUCGGGAUCACCUGGGUUCCUGGGAAGACUGGGAAAGUGCAGGCUUUUUUCCCAUUUCCCAGAAGCCAGAGGGCUGGACACCCCACCGCCAAGCGGCUCUGUCCAAGGACAGUCAGACCUCAGUCCGCCUCCCCUCUGGACAUUUUGCAGAGCACCCAGCGCUGGCCACCCCCCAGCCCUGCACACUUGUGUCCCUCCCUCCUAUUUCACCCCCCCCCCAGACCCACUUCACAGAUCCCUUCCUCCACCACAGUCAUGUGGAAAUUCACAUUUCAAAAAUAAAUUUUAAUUUUCUCUCUCCUUUUUUGAGGGCAACUCAAAACUGAGGGACUCUAAGGGCAUGCUCUGGAACGAAAUCUGAGGAGAAAGCAAGAAAACCCCGCGUUAGAGGCAGACUCAGCUCCCAGUCGCCAAGUCACCCGCAGUCCAGAAGCAGAUGGUCCAGUAGCAUCAGAAGGUCAACAGCCUGACACUACAUCACAACGCCUACAUCAUGCACCUCCCUCGUCAUCUUCUCUCCCAUCAUCACAAGAAGGGGAGGACAGUACAAUCGGUUUGAGAGACAGACCACAUUCACAUGACUUUUAUUAUCGUAAUUGCUCUGGUUGUUCUAUUCGGUUGUUAAUCUCUUAUUGCGCCUAACUGAUAAACAAAACUUCAUCAUACGUCUGCACGUACAGGAAAAACCAGAUGGGGUCCGGGGCUGUCUGUGGUUUUGGGCAUCCACCUGGGUUUG
Messenger RNA from Prionailurus viverrinus (fishing cat), 2402 nucleotides. RefSeq lists its product as uncharacterized. The coding region runs from base 474 to 1382 and encodes 302 amino acids. The transcript is spliced from 2 exons. The record is from RefSeq and is a predicted model, not a curated record. Lineage: Eukaryota; Metazoa; Chordata; Mammalia; Carnivora; Felidae.